Raphanus sativus (radish) is the source of this 807-nucleotide messenger RNA. RefSeq names its product serine hydroxymethyltransferase 7-like. Gene Ontology annotation, molecular function: glycine hydroxymethyltransferase activity; cobalt ion binding; pyridoxal phosphate binding. Gene Ontology annotation, biological process: folic acid metabolic process; L-serine catabolic process; tetrahydrofolate interconversion. Lineage: Eukaryota; Viridiplantae; Streptophyta; Magnoliopsida; Brassicales; Brassicaceae. Gene Ontology annotation, cellular component: cytoplasm. The record is from RefSeq and is a predicted model, not a curated record. The coding region runs from base 1 to 807 and encodes 268 amino acids. The transcript has a single exon.
AUGUCUCCGACUCCGAGAAUCCCGAUUGCUGACGAUUCGAUUAACCUACAAGUCGAUCCGAGUUUCCGAUCAUCGCCGGCCACUUUCUCUCCGAUCCCGUUGCAGUUACUCGAACAGAAAGUGGCGGUGCAGAAGGAGGAGGAGGAGACACCAAAAAAGAAAGAUGAAAAGGAGGACGAGCACUUCAGAAUCUUAGGCCACCACAUGUGUCUCAAACGGCAACGAGACUGUCCGCUUCUCCUAGCUCAAUCCAAACAUCCGAGGAGAACAAUCGCCGGAGGAGACACGGAUCUCGAAUCGAGACGUGCUGCUGUUCGUGCUUGGGGAGACCAGCCUCUUCAUCUGGCGGACCCGGACAUCCACGAGAUCAUGGACAAGGAGAAGCAAAGGCAAACGAAAGGAAUCGAGCUGAUUGCUUCCGAGAACUUCGUGUGUCGAGCUGUCAUGGAAGCUUUGGGAAGUCACUUGACCAACAAGUACUCCGAAGGCAUGCCUGGAGCCAGAUACUACACUGGGAAUCAAUACAUCGACCAGAUUGAGAAUCUCUGUAUCUCAAGAGCUCUUAACGCCUUUGGUCUUGAAUCUGAUAAAUGGGGUGUUAAUGUUCAGCCUUAUUCUUGUACCUCUGCCAAUUUCGCCGUCUACACCGCUCUUUUGCUUCCCGGUGAGCGCAUCAUGAGUUAUUCGGAUACUACUUUUUGGAACGGAUCCAGUUCGGUUAUUCGGAUUCGGAUUUUUUUGUCCAGGCCUAAUUCACACCCAUACUUCCAUGUGAGUCACAAAAAGAUCCAACCAAAGACCAAAUAA